This is a messenger RNA of Podarcis raffonei (Aeolian wall lizard), 2172 nucleotides long. RefSeq names its product all-trans retinoic acid induced differentiation factor (gene ATRAID). Gene Ontology annotation, biological process: positive regulation of osteoblast differentiation. Gene Ontology annotation, cellular component: intracellular membrane-bounded organelle. The record is from RefSeq and is a predicted model, not a curated record. The transcript is spliced from 7 exons. The coding region runs from base 1 to 969 and encodes 322 amino acids. Lineage: Eukaryota; Metazoa; Chordata; Lepidosauria; Squamata; Lacertidae.
AUGAGAGGGCAGAGCCAGUCUCCCUGGAUCCCGAGGUCCACAGGGACUUUUGACCCGCAUGAGAACACGAGUCUGCCCCGGCCUGUCGGGACCCAGCGACCCGCCUCUCCUCGCGCUCCAGCGCAGACUCCGCCCCUUCGCACGUUCCGGCGCCUUCGCCAAGGGUGGCUGCGCAUGCGCCUGCGGCGUGUCGAGGGGCGGGGCCUCUGCCGUUCACGUGACGCCUCCCGGGCCGAGGUCACGUGCCGCAUCAUGGCUGCGCCCGGGCGCCCCUUCCCGAUGCUGCUGCUGCUCCUCCUGCCCUUGCCGGGCUUCUGCCUGGCGGCGGCCGGAGGCAGCGAUGACGCGAGGCUGCCGGCGGUGUGCGGCGGAGGCUGCUGCCCGGGGUCCGCGCGGAAGGGCUCCGCGGUGGCCGCGCAGUGCGCCUCCCGGCCGGGCGCUCGGCUGCGGGGCCGCUGCUGCUGCUCGGGAGGCGAGGCCGCCGCGGUGGUGGUGGGGCUGGAUCUGGGGAACUGCUCGCUGCAGCACCUGUGUUCCAGCUUCCAGGAGGCCAGCACGGCUUUGCUCAUCGACCUGACCGACAACCCUCUGGAGCCUCUCCCUGAAGACGCCUUCCGGGGCUUCACCCACCUGCAGACCCUAGCUCUGCCCCUGAUGCUGGACUGCCCAGGAGGCAACGAGGGCUGGCACAACGUCACCAUCCAAGGAAGCAGCCGGAUCUGCCAGGGCCAGAGGAACCCCUGCAACGGCUCAGGGGGGCUCGGCCACCUGUGCCCAAAGGACUCCUCGUGUUCCCACGACGGGCCCGGCUUGCCCCAGUGUCUCUGCAGCAGCCCCCACUACGGCUACAAGUGCCUGCGCCAGGGCACCUUCCCCUACCUGCUGUUCUUUGGGACCUUGGGAGCCGUCACCAUCGCCCUCUCCCUCCUUCUGUGGGUCACCCAGAGGCGGAAGGCAAAGGUCUCCUAGAGGCUCUCUUCUCUCUCCUCCUGGCCUGAGGCUGGACAGAAACCCUUUGGCUUGGGCCACAAGUUUGUAAUAAAGUCUGGAACCGGAACAUGGAGAGGAACAGUCCUUGUGGCGGAACCGAACCCCCCAGGGGUUCUCAGGGGUCUCUGCCUGGGGGCUGCUGGCCAGAGGGUCCCAGAGGAAGAGGCGCCCUGGGCUCCCCCCUUCUCCGCCAAGGCCGCUCUGAUAUCUUGGGAUUCUCACAAGGGGCAGAACCUGCAUCUCACAAGCCUCGCUGCAGUUGCUGCCCUCCGGACCCCCAAACGGCCUGAAGGACGGGGUCCCCGACGCAGCCACAGUCAGAGGGAUGGUGGUUGCCCCCCUUGUUUUGCAGGUGCGUGGAACUCUCUCCCAGAAAACCCACCGUGCGCUAUUUCCCUAGAAAGGUUUGUCCGUUGCCCCCCAGGAAGAGUCAGGCUGGAGCCAGGGCACCUGUGUGUUGACGUCCUCACCCGCAAUUGCCAAAAUGAAGGAACGUCACACUUUCGCUUCUGUGUGUGGACGGCGAGUUGGAAAUGCAGAGGCAGCAGCCCCUGUGAGCUGCUCACGGCCACCUCAGGUUCAUUCUAGGCAUUUAAGCAGGAUUGCCCAAAGGUUGCAUAAGAACUUGUUUUUAUUUUGAAAUAUUUUUUGUUUUUAUCAAUACAAAUUUACAAUCCAACUAUUAUAUAAUCGUCUCUUGAGAUUCUCUGAAUUGUUUGACUUCACCCCGUCCCCAUCAUGGUUCCUUAUUAAAAUGUUAAUUCUUCUCCUUCUUUCGCGAUCCCUCGUAGCCGAGUAAAAUUGUCUUCCAUAAACACAGUUUAACAAUGAGUCUGUAAGUGACUGUGGAGGCCAAUUCUGGACCCACAUGUCCUUCCGCAGUGGGGACAGAGGUUUCUGGGCGGGAGUUGAUCCCGGUGAGGGUUUGCCAAGUGUGCCUCCCUCUUAGCACGUUUCCCCAUUGCGUCCUGAGUUCGAGUGUCUUCAAAACCCAGGACACCUUUGGUAAAGGCUGUUCUCCAGUUGGAGCGCUUCUGUUCUCCAAAUUUCAAUUUUCAAAUCAUCCAUACUUUUGUUACAUUACAAGUGAGUCUCAGAGUCCAGCUAAAGUUUUGAUUAUAAUGGUCUCCUAAAUAAAUUAUGAAUUUCCUCCAUUAUUUUUAUUAAAUCUUAUCCUCUCGA